CAUGCGCACUUUCGUUUCUGUGUCCCGCGAACAGCCAGCGCUAGCUAGUCGCAACUUUCGUCAUUCUCGCAGAUCUGUCAGUCAUCCGACAUUUUCGAAUUUUCGGUUGACUGUUACUGACGUYCGUCGCACGUGGUUGCAAAUUUUGUUUUUGCUUAUUGCGCAGACGUUUUUUUAAUCCAGUUUUACUCGCAACACUCAGAAUUAUCAUUGCAAAUGGAGCCCAUAAGACCAUCAAGGGGAAAAGCUCGUGGGCGUCCCCAAAUUCCAACCAAUCAACCUGGUGCACCGGGUUUAUCAAAUUUACCUCCUCAAGGAAUAAGAGUACCUAGACCAACCAUAUCGCAGCCUAUACCUUCACAAACACCAGUUACAGGUGCAAUGCCACGUCCACCUCGUCCAAUGCCAMCACGACCUACUGGCGCACCACAGCAAAGAGCUCCUAGACCACUAGGUCCAAGACUGGGAAUGUCUGGUGAUAAUGUACCAAGACCUGGGAUGUCUAGUGAUAAUAUAUCAAGACCUGGGAUGUCUGGUGAUAAAAUAUCUAGACCUGAGAUGUCUGGUGAUAAUAAAGGCAUUAAACAAGACCCUAUGGCAGGAGUACAACAAGUUACAGAAAGCCUUAAAAAUUUGGGCACAGGAGAUGCACUAGUACCGUUAGGGCGUGGAGCAGUACGAGGGCGAAGACAGAUUGAUCUGGAACAUUUUAGGACACCAAGACCUCAAUCUUCAUUAGGUGAUAUUGGAAAACAAGGAACUUCCGGACAGCCGGUAAAAUUGUUGGCAAAUUAUUUUCCUAUUACUUCAUAUACAAAUUGGUGUUUGUACCAAUAUCGGGUUGAUUUCAAUCCAGAAGAAGACAGAAUUAGUUCUAAAAGAGGGUUAUUAGCUCAGCAUCGAGAACGUUUGGGAGGAUACUUAUUCGAUGGAACAAUGUUGUUCUCUGGAAGUCGAUUUGAUCCACCUACUUUUGAACUUACAUCUACACGUCGCCAGGAUGAUCAAAUUGUAAUAAUUACUGUGAAAUUCACAAAUGUAAUAGAAACCGGUGAUUAUGCCAACAUUCAAGUUUUCAACUUACUCUUGCGUAAUUGUCUUCGACAUCUUAAACUAACAUUGAUUGGAAGAAACUUUUAUGAUCCAGAUGCCAAAAUUGAUAUGUCUCAACAUAAGCUUCAGCUUUGGCCAGGUUAUGAAACAACUAUUGGAAGGUAUGAAGAUAAUAUUUUAUUAUGUGCUGAAAUAUCAACUAAAGUCAUGCGCCAAGAGACAGUAUUGGACUUUUUAAAUCAGUGUGCUAAUGAUAGAAAUCGAAAUAAAGAUUGGAUGAUAAACUUUAAAAGUGGUGUCGUUGGUACUACAGUUAUGACAAAAUACAAUAAUGAAACUUAUAGGAUUGAUGACAUAGAUGAAAGUUCUGACCCUAAUUCUGAAUUUACUAAAAAAGAUGGGUCUAAAAUGACUUAUGUACAAUAUUACAAAGAAAAAUGGAACAUAACAAUUCGUGGYGGCAGACAACCAAUGUUGAUUUCAAAAAAUAAGAAAUCUGUUAGACGAUUUGGAGUUGAAGAUACGUUGGUAUACCUUGUUCCAGAACUUUGCAUUAUGACUGGGAUAACUGAUGCCAUGAGAAAUAAUUUCACACUUAUGAAAGAUAUGGCCAUACAUACUCGUGUGAAUCCCAAAGAACGCAUGGAUAGAUUAACUAAUUUCGCAAAUCGACUUCUUUCUACACCUGACUCUGUUAACGAAUUGAAAAGAUGGAAUCUGACAUUAAGUAACAAGCUGGUUGAACUCACGGGUCGUACUUUACAACCAGAGCCAAUCCAAAGUCGUUCUAAAGGCUAUAAUGGAGGCGAAGAAGCUGAUUGGACAAAACAUUUACGCUCUUUACCAAUGUUUACUUCUGCCACUGUAAAGAAUUGGACUAUUCUAGCUCCUAAAGAUUGUUGUAGAGAAGUAGAAGCAUUUGCUCAAAAUCUUGCAAAAGCAGCUCAAGGAAUGACAUUUUUACUACCCAAGCCUGUCAUAGUCCCCAUGAUUGAUGGAAGAUCAAAUACGUUUUUGAAUGAUCUAGAAAAAGUAAUUAAUGAAUCAAAUCCAUCAUUGAUUUUAUGUGUAAUUCCAUCAUCCCGUGGUGAUAUUUAUAGUAUGAUUAAAAGAAAACUGUGCAUUGAUAGAGCUGUACCAUCACAAGUAGUACUUUUGAAAAAUGUGCAAAAAAACAAUUUAUCUGUUUGCACGAAAAUUGCUAUUCAAUUAAAUUGUAAACUUGGAGGUGCYCCUUGGCUUGUUACUAUCCCUAAAAAAGGGAUGAUGAUAGUUGGUUUUGAUGUGUGUCAUGACAGUCAAAGAAAAAAUGUAUCAUUUGGAGCCUUAGUAUCAACUAUGAACGAUGCUCAUACUAGUUACUUUAGUUGUGUGGAACCUCAUGAAAGUGGAGAAGAGCUUUCUGUUCAUUUUGCUACUGGCAUAAGCAAGGCAUUGGCCAAGUAUAGGACUAAAAAUGGCGCAUUACCUACUUCCAUAAUCGUAUAUAGAGAUGGAGUUGGAGAAGGCCAAAUAUCUCAUGUCCAUAAGACAGAAGUUAGACUUUUGCAGACUGCUUGUGAACAAUUUUAUGGUGCAAGUUCUGUCCCAUUAGCAUUCGUUAUAGUCACGAAACGAAUAAGUGCACGAUUUUUUGCUCCUAGUAAUAGAGGCCCUGAAAAUCCAAGACCUGGUACAAUUAUUGAUAGUGUUGUUACAGACCCAACUAAGUACGAUUUCUUUUUGGUGUCACAACAUGUAAGACAGGGAACAGUAACUCCUACACAUUACCAAGUGAUUGAAGAUACAUUGAGACUUCCUCCUGACAUAAUGCAAAGACUUACAUUCAAGUUGACUCAUAUGUACUACAAUUGGUCGGGUACGGUUCGGGUUCCUGCCCCAUGUCAGUUGGCUCAUAAGUUGGCAUUUCUCACUGGACAGAGUCUCAGACGAAUGGUGGCAGGAAUUGGCAAGAAUGGAGCACUAAAUAUUGACGUUGGAAAAAGUUGA
This is a messenger RNA of Diuraphis noxia (Russian wheat aphid), 3042 nucleotides long. Its product is annotated as piwi-like protein Siwi. Lineage: Eukaryota; Metazoa; Arthropoda; Insecta; Hemiptera; Aphididae. The record is from RefSeq and is a predicted model, not a curated record. Gene Ontology annotation, molecular function: RNA binding; protein binding.